UCAUAUUAAAAUGUCAGUUACGGGAAAAUAAAUGUGUCUUUUUGUCUUGUUCUUGUUUUACGUUUUUAUCAGUUUUUCUAUGUGUAAAUUAAUAGAGAAUAUUCAAUUUUGUAAGUAAAAACGUAGUGUUUAAAAGCAAGUUUAUGUGUAUUAACGUAUGUAAUGUGUUAUUUUUCUCACCAACAACGUUUAUGUUAAAGCAAGUUGGUCGCUCUCACAUCCUCUUUAACUUGUAUUUCCUGCUCUCGAGAUGCCACCUUUUCUGUACGCAAAUCCUGAAUAUAGACUUUAACGAGUAGAACAUGGAUUCAGGAACCGACUGGCUGUGUGAAAUCCUACAGAAUGUGCAGCUUGAGCAAUUUUAUUUGCCGAUUAGAGAUCAGUUACAGAUAACAAGAUUAGCACAUUUUGACUAUGUCCACACUGACGAUCUCGAAAGAAUUGGCAUCAGUAAGCCUGGCGUCCGCAGGCUAUUUGAUGCUGUCAGGAAAAAGAAACUGCAGCUAUGGAACAGAAAGUUUUGGAACAAACUGUUUGGUACAAAUUCAGUGAAGGAAAAACCUGAUGCCGUCAUAAGACCAACAACACAGACGGAACAUAGCACCACUUGUAUUAUACUGGAGAAAGACAUUGUGCUACAUAAUGAACUAGGUAAUGGAUCAUUUGGAGUAGUCAAAAGAGGAGAAUGGAAAAUAUCAGAGCAAGGACAGACUGUGCCGGUGGCAGUAAAAGUCCUCAAGGCAGAUGCAUUUGCAACACCGGGCAUUUAUGAUGACUUCCGAAGAGAAGUAGAGGCUAUGCACAGUUUAAAACAUGCAAAUUUAAUCAAACUACAUGGUGUAGUGUUCCAUCCACUGAUGAUGGUGUGUGAACUGGCCCCUAUGGGUGCUUUACUAGAUUACAUAAGGGCCCAAAAUGGAAAAGUCUCAUUAAAUUACAUAUCAAAAUGGUCAACGCAAGUGGCAGCUGGAAUGGCACAUUUAGAAAAAAAUAGAUUUUUACACAGAGAUUUGGCAUGCAGAAAUAUUUUGUUAUCAACUUUAGAUUUGGUGAAAAUAGGUGACUUUGGUCUAAUGAGAGCGCUCCCAGACACUGACGACUGCUACGUGAUGACGGAGCGUCGACGCGUGCCGUUCCCGUGGUGCGCGCCGGAGUCGCUGCGCACGCGGCAGUUUUCGCACGCCUCUGAUGUUUGGAUGUUUGCUGUCGCGUUAUGGGAGAUGUAUACUUUCGGCGAGGAGCCUUGGAUUGGCUUGAAUAGUUCUGAGAUACUUCGGCUGAUAAUGCGCGAAGGUCAGCGAUUAACGGCUCCCACCGCGUGUCCUCCUGACAUAUACAUGCUGAUGAUGCAGUGCUGGGACCUGAACCCUAAGGAGAGACCUACUUUCGCCGGUAUAUUUCGGUACUUAGAGAUGAACAAAUUUGAAACUGCGACUUCUGCUCUAGGCUAUAGGAAACAAGGACAAAUGACGGUAGAAGCGGGCGAUCCAAUAGUGUUAAUUGACAAAAGGCCAGAAUUACAUUGGUGGAAAGGACAAAACCAAAGGACGUUAGAAGUUGGACUGUUUCCCAGCAAUAUAAUAUCGACUGGAAAGGCGAAAAAUAAUCAAGCGCCGACAAAAAAAUCGCCCAUGCUAUCCUCUAAAGUCCAACCAAGUCAAAAUACAUCACCGAUAUCUCAAAACGGCAUAUCAGACGAGGCAUCAGUGAUACUGCGCAAGCGCAAGACGAUAGAGUCGACGCAGCCGGCGAGCACGCGCGCGGGCAACACAGGCAGUAAGCACUUUAACUACAAUAAGCUUGUGAACGACCGCGAGCGCGCGCUGCACCGCGCCGCCGCCCCGCCCCCGCCGCACCCGCCCCGACAACCACACACCCUUAGACAAGUAAAAGAAGAUUUAUUAAUUGAUUUGGAUUUACCGCCGGUUACCAAAUUGAAUUCUAGUACUGCAGCCAAUCAAAGCAACGUUUCAAUACUCGAUGAGCCGAUAGACGUGCCUGAAAUUGGACAAAAUGCAGAUUGGGGGCAACAAAGUACCGAAAGUCUUCCUACGUAUUCACUCAGCCCGCGCAAUUCGCAAAACGUUUCAAACAUGUAUGGUGCUAAGUCAUUAGAUAAUAUAGCUGUGUUUGGCGGCACCAGUGCCAAUAACCAAAUGUCUUUAGACCCGUUCAACACAUCACAAUACUGGCCAGAAGACAAACAAACGAGGCCCAAUUAUGACAUACAAUUAGGCGAAUCUAGUACAUCACAAUCAAACUAUAAUGAAUCUCAAGCGUACUCAGCUAGUAACUAUAAUACUGUGACUGGAUCCGAGUGGUCCUACGGUUAUAAUAAUAGCGUAGUCAAUAAUAGUAGUCAAAAUAAUUCCACGUACGCUCUACCGAACGCUACGUACGCGAACGCUAACGCGCUCUCUAUGGAAAGAAACGUACCUGACGUCUCGAAGUCGCUAGCCGAAAUGUCUCUCGAUGAUAGAAUUUCAGAAUCGUUGAAUCUCAGAACUAAAAAUACUAAUAGUGAUAAUAUAUACUCGAAUAGUGCGUAUACUGAGCAACCAUCGACAUCGAUGGCAAAUAAUAGUGUAAGCGACAGUCGAUAUAACGACAUUCCUCUCUACAAUAACUUUGAUAUAAAUCCAGCGCAACAGCAAUUCAUAUUGGAGACGAAAGAUUAUUACACAAAACUAUCGACGCCGUCGAAGACCGUCAGAGACAAUUAUGAGAAAAAUAUUUACGUUCCCAAGGGUGAGGAAGAAGGCGAAAAACUGAAGAAUUUCAGUGACUGCUUGGAGAACUCUAAGAAUUAUUCUGCGUUAAAAUACCAGAAUGUCGAUUACAGUAACUAUGCGAGUUAUUCUGGUAAUUACAAUACGAAUUUAGCGUCGACGUCGCGUGACGUGAGAUACGACGAAGUUGAGACGGCGAGUAAUUUUUACAGUGAGAUUGAGGAGCCACUGAACCCGAUAUACAGCGCGUCGCAGCGCCUGUACUCGAACUCGCUGUACGACGAGGUGUCGGAGGAGCGCGCGCCGCGCCCGCACCGCCCCGCGCCGCCGCGCCCGCACUCCACGCACGCCACGCACACCACGCACACCACACACUAGCCACGAGGCGUACUAACGGACUCACACGCAACGCCGGCAUUAUUGUGUCAACUGGCGAGAGGUAAUCACGUCUCCACAGUCACUAUAUGGGCCCUACACCACUUACCAUCAAGUUUAGUGGGUACACUUUGCCGAGGAUGAAAAAAAUGUUACCAAUACUAAUAUUCUCAUGCCUUUACUAAUGAGGCGCUGACUCAUACAUAGAAAGCAGAAACAAUGCAUUUGAUGAGAUUAAACCGAGAAUUAGUGUGGAUAAUACUGAUUUUUUACUAUAUUAGGUUAAAUACAACAGUAUGCAAUUGUAUAUUUAAUAUAACAAGGUGCGUAUUCUAUGUCCAGUAGUAAAUUAAGCUGAAAUAUAUCACGUAAGUUACACAUCACUCAUGAUAUUAGCGAUGCUUUAUUUGUAUACAAAUUGUAUAAAAAUAUUUUUGUAACUGUAUGGUGAGUUGGAAACUGAUAGUGUAAGGGCGGCCUAAUACUAUCUAAUUUUAGUGUAUUCAUGAUAUGGUAUUUGACUGGAAAAAUGUGACGUUGUUCUUUAAAUAUAGCAUGUUAAAGUGUUACUAAAAAUACCUUUAUUAAAUGGUACAUGUUCAGUCAACUACUUUUGCGGUCGAAUGUUCAUAAUAUUUGGAACAUCGAGUUAUAAUGAGACCACAAUAUGAUCAAAACUCUUUGGUUUUGGUCCUGACAUUUUGAUCGAACUUUCAUAAUAAACAAAUGAAGAGUAUACAAAUGUAAAAUGCAUAGAUUGGUUAAUUAAGUAGAAAAGUAUACAAAUUUAUUUAAAAAAAACGAGUAACAGUUUCGGAAGUACAGUCAAAUGCCCUAUUUAAUUAUAUUUAUUCAACAUUUUGUCAUUUAAUAGAGAAAAAUGCUUUAAUAAAACUGCUUCAGCACUGUAACAUAAUAUCUAUUUCAAUAGAAAUUGCAUAAAAUGUAAACAAACUGAAGUGUUGAUUUCAUUUAGCUUUAAACCCUAUUUGGAUGUCAAAUUGUUUGUGAAAUAUUGAGUAAAACAUUUGUUUAUAUUUUUUUAAUAAAUUCUAUUAAAAUACAAAGCGCCGAAAAAUAUUGUAACACAUAUAUAUAUUUUUAUUUAUUGUAACACAUUUAUAUAUAUAUAUAUAUAUAUAUAUAUAUAUGUGUGUUACAAUAUUUAUUUUUAUAUAUAUAUAUUUCCUUACAGUACUAAGACAAUAUCAAAGAAACCAUUUUAAAAAUUUAGUUAAAAAGCCAGUAGUACUGUAUAGUUCAUUCGCAAUAAGAAAACAGUGAGUAAUCACUGUUGCCGUCAGCCGACAUACGCCCAACCAAUGAGAUUGCAUACAUAUGUCUUCAACUUCUCACGGGCAACUUGACUGUUUUGAUUUUAACUAUCCUAAGUAAUAGGAGGGCGUUUGUCGGCUAACCGACAACGAUGACUCCCUAUUUUCUGAACGCGAAUGAAUUUUAGUGUGUGUGUUUUGUUUCAUAAAGAUAUUUGUGGUGAAAUUAUUUAACAACACAUUUUUGAUUAGUCUAUUAACUAUGACAGAAUGUCAUGUUAUAACCUAUUUUAAGCCAAAAGGAUAUAAACGUGGCGUCAUUAUUAAUCCUUAGUCGUUAGUUAACUAAAUCGUUGGUUGAAAGGCUAAGUGAUUUAAACGACAUUUUUUGUGACACUAAGUUUCAUAUAUAUUUAAAAUCAGAUUUUUUUAUGUUUUUUUAACUUAAUUUAAAUUUUUCGAAAAAAAUGUCGCUUAAGUCAAUUAGCCUUUCAACCCUCGAAAUCAUUUAUUUGUUCGAAUGAUUCUUUAUACAGAAUGUCAACUAAGAAAUAUAUCCAUGCCUUAUUAUUGAAAGCUGCUGUCUUCGUUUGGCUAUUAAAAUCCUGUGAUAUGACGCUGGCCGCUCCUGCUAGACUAGUAUAGAUAGAUAUUAUAAGACUGAAAGAAAUUACGUAGAGCAGUACUAGCACCUUCAGUUUGUCAACCUAUGGACGAAUCGAUUUACGUAUGAUUUCAAUAAACGAUCCCAUUCGUUGAUUUUGAUAUAAUGCCAAAAAAUAUAUAUACAAAAAGAACACACGUCGAAUUGAUUACCUCCUUUUGAAUUUGGUUAAUAAUUCGUCCAUAGGCACAGCGUCUGUUCAGUAUGUCAGACAAAAAAUAUUCGAUAUCGAUUUAUGUGAUCGUUUAUUUAAAUCUUCGGCUAGUAGAUAGCAGUCGUGGACUUUCGUGGAGAACUUGCAAACGACACUACACAAGAAUAUUUUUCUUUAUUGAUCUGUUCCUUGUGUUUAUUUUUCGAUGCGGGAAUCAAUUAAUUGAUACAUUGAUUGGCUAUUUUUUUGGCACCUUUACAUCUUUCGUAAAAGUAUUGUGCUAUGUAUUAAAAACUAUGGGUGAUUUGUUAAGGCCCAAUCCGCUAGUAACAUAAGACAAUCUCAUUAUAAAAAAAAUUAAAUGUCCAAUUCAUUAGCGGGUCAUUUAAAAAAAAUAUUUUCGACGUAAGCAUUUAAUUAUAGGUUGAUGGUUCUAGAUCUCAAGAAGUCAGCUUUUGAUCAGAUCCGAUUCAUAAAUGAGUUAAAGAAAACGAUAACAAUAAUAACGACAGUUGAAAAGCUUUUUGACUUAAGCCACAUUUUGCAACACUAAGUUUCAUACAUAUUUAAAAUCAGCAUUUUUUCCAUGUGUUUUAAGUUAGUUAAUUUUUUUUUGAAUAAAAAUGUCGCUUACCUCAAUUAGCCAUUCAACCGUUGAUAUAUAAUUAUGUUUAUGGACACCUGUAUGCUUAGAAUAUCGCAAAAAAUACGACGCGAUUCCGUGUCGUUUUAUAGGGAUUGGCUGAGAGACAAACACGUGACUAAAACAUUGGUCGCUCGUUCAGUCACAAUAUUAUAAAACAUCGAAAUUAUACUAAUGAGUCGCGUUUUUUGUGACAUCCUAAGGGGGCGGACAUGUUUAGUCACUAUUUAUUAAGUCAUCAUUUAUAUGCAUAAAAUACGUCACUUAAGAAUAAAGCAAUUGAGUAUAUAAUUGCCUGUUUAUUAUAUACAAAAGAAAGUAUUUUCUAAGCAUUUCUGAGUUAUUUUCACGUAAAUCUUUAUAACAGAGAUCAUAUGCCAUUCAAGACACAUGGUAACUGUCCCUAUUAAUGAAGGAUUUCAAUGUUUUGCUUUCAUUAAAUUCACUAAUGAAAUAUCAAUCGUAUUAAAUGUCAUAUUAUUCUUACCCUAUUUAAAUCUCAUGCGUGAAAAAGUGAAGCACUGCAUGGAAGUGCUUGAAGGAGUUUAGCUUAGAAGUUUCAAUGUAUAGCAAAAUCUUGUCUGUUUUGUGAUAACUAGUAAGAUUAAUCAUUAAUUUCGAAUUAUUUAAACCAUUACUGUGCAUGUCCCUAUAUUUUGUUAAUAUUUUUUUCUAAAUAAAAACUUUGUAACUUCUCAAAAAAUAUAACAUGAUUUUUUACGAACUUGCGUAAGAUUGCCGCAUUUUUAUUUUCUUUAGCAAUGUAAGGCUAAGUUAGUUUUAAUGCUUUGUAAUUUUUUGAACUCCCAAUUUUGCAUAUAUUGGCACCCAAAUCUAUAUGCGUCAUCGAGCUUGUGUACGAGUGCGUGUUACAAGUGUAAUUAAUUUCAUGCCAGUGCUAUAAUGUAUUAUUUUCCUCCAUCACUUAUUUAGCGUCGUUUUAUGCGAUCGAAGUCUUAGAACUCUAAUCGAGUGCUACGUAGUUAAGUAAUUAGUGAACUAAUACUCUGAACAUCACACGGUGCCUCACCUAUAAGUACCUGGUAGAUUAGUUGCGCACAUUUUACUUUAUAACUCAUGUUUAGAGUAUAAUUGUAUGUAGCCAUCAUGGGCAGGGUCGUAUCAUCUCGAUAAGUAGGUAUUGAUCAAAACUCUGCAUCAGUGUCGCUUAUUACAAAUAUAAAAUAUUGUUUUGUUUUUUUAGACUGGCAAUAUUUAUAUCAAUUUUAAAAAUUUCAUUUUGAUAUCCACAUACUUUUUUUCCUUUUUUUAAAUAUACGAAUAUUUAUUUUUUGUUGGCCAGUCUUUCAAACCUUUAAAAAACAAAAGUGUAAGAUUAGUCAUACUACAUGUCUUAUUUUAUUGUAAUGAUCAUCUCGUUUUGUCCUAAGACUUUAAAUAUUACGGGAUGUGAAAAUGUCAUGGAAAUAUUGCAAACAUCAUUGUAUUUAGUGGAUUCGGGUCAGGUAUUUUGUUCCUAAUUGAUACAGGACAUUUUUACGAGAGUAAAUGCAAAUCUCAAAGGCGGGCCCAAGUUUCAGCUGUGAAUAUUGUAAUAUGUUUUAGUCUUGAUUAACAGCGGUUUGAUAACUAGUCUGGAUCCGCCAUUGAAAAAUGAUUCUGUAUGAUUGUUGUUUCUGAGCCACGAAAUCUGUUUGUUUUUAUAUAAAUAUUUUAAUGUAACACGAAAUAUAAUAGUUUUAUUAAAUUUAGCAUUGUUUAAAACGUUAUAACUUUUGUGUAAUACUGAAAAGACGACUAUGUACCACAUUUUCCAAUUACUUAAAUAAGUGUGAAAAUGUAUAAAUGUAAAGAUUCAAUGUAAAUAAAGAGCCAUGUAAAAUGAUAAUAAAAGUCUUGUUGCAGCUUAA
This is a messenger RNA of Manduca sexta (tobacco hornworm), 7710 nucleotides long. It is a transcript of the gene Ack, whose product is annotated as non-receptor tyrosine-protein kinase TNK1. Gene Ontology annotation, molecular function: ATP binding; protein binding; protein tyrosine kinase activity. The transcript has 10 exons. NCBI's taxonomy places the organism in Eukaryota, Metazoa, Arthropoda, Insecta, Lepidoptera, Sphingidae. The coding region runs from base 303 to 3107 and encodes 934 amino acids. The record is from RefSeq and is a predicted model, not a curated record. Gene Ontology annotation, biological process: protein phosphorylation.